AUGACAACCAAACGAGAUUGCUUUGCUGACGAUAUUCUCCUCUCAGGUUGCGUUCAAAGUCCACGGCACUGUCCAAGGUGUUGGCUUCCGGUAAGGAGCCCUCCCUCACGCUCAUCCGAUGACGUCAUCUACGAGAUGGAGCAGGUCAUUAACCCUGCCAUUCCCAACAGGGACUUUACACAGAAAUGUGCUGCCAGCUACGGCCUAAGGGGCUGGGUCAGAAACACCACGUGCGGAAAGGUUGAAGGCGAGGCCCAGGGAGAUGAAGAGACGUUGAAAAAGCUACUCCAGCAGGUCAACAAGGGCCCACGCAUGGCGCAUGUGGUCAAGCUCGAGAAGCGGGAGCUCGAGCCGCGCGAUGGCGAGGAUCAUUUCGCGGUGAUGCGGACUGCGGAGUCGAUGUUUCACUCGAGGAGCUGA
This is a messenger RNA of Penicillium alfredii, 420 nucleotides long. RefSeq names its product acylphosphatase. NCBI's taxonomy places the organism in Eukaryota, Fungi, Ascomycota, Eurotiomycetes, Eurotiales, Aspergillaceae. Gene Ontology annotation, molecular function: acylphosphatase activity. The coding region runs from base 1 to 420 and encodes 139 amino acids. The transcript has 4 exons. The record is from RefSeq and is a predicted model, not a curated record.